AGCGCCGUAUCGACCCACCGGCAGCCAGUGGCCAGCGGCGCGCCGACCGGCCGCCAUGUGACCGCGCCGACCUGCCGACAUCACCAUGGAGCGGCCGCCGCUGCUGGCCAUGGUGCCGCUGCUGCUGGCGCUGCUGGCCGCCAGUGGGGCCGCCGAGCGCGGCCGCGCGCCGCAGGGCAAGCCGUCGCGCGUGAUCCGCACCCGGCGCGGCAGUGUGCAGGGCGUCGAGGUGCACAACGGGCCGCGGCUGCCGCCCGUCGAGGCGUACCUGGGCCUGCCGUACGCGGCGCCGCCCACGCGCUUCAUGCCGCCCACGUCGCCGCCGAGCUGGUCGGGGGUGCGCGACGGCCGCUACUUCCGUCCCGUGUGCCCGCAGCAGCUGCCCGACCUCAGCAACCGGACGGCGGCGCUGCUCACCAUGCCGGCAGAGCGCUACGAGCGGCUGCUGCGGCUCCGACAGUUCCUCACCGACGAGAGCGAGGACUGCCUCUUCCUCAACAUCUACACACCGGCUACCGGUAGGAGAGAUGCGCGCGCCCGCUAUCCAGUCAUGGUGUAUGUGCACGGCGAGUCGUUCUCGUACGGCUCCCGUAGCGUGGACGGCUCCGUACUGGCCAGCUUCGGAGCCGUGGUGGUGGUCACCCUCAACUACCGGCUCGGGGUGCUCG
Molecule: messenger RNA, 668 nt
Organism: Amphibalanus amphitrite
Lineage: Eukaryota; Metazoa; Arthropoda; Thecostraca; Balanomorpha; Balanidae
Product: neuroligin 4-like
Biological process (GO): neuron cell-cell adhesion; postsynaptic membrane assembly; presynaptic membrane assembly
Cellular component (GO): postsynaptic membrane; synapse; cell surface
Molecular function (GO): neurexin family protein binding; signaling receptor activity
Source: RefSeq, a predicted model, not a curated record